This is a messenger RNA of Esox lucius (northern pike), 2663 nucleotides long. RefSeq names its product glycerol-3-phosphate acyltransferase 4. Gene Ontology annotation, cellular component: endoplasmic reticulum. Gene Ontology annotation, biological process: triglyceride biosynthetic process. The record is from RefSeq and is a predicted model, not a curated record. The transcript is spliced from 13 exons. Lineage: Eukaryota; Metazoa; Chordata; Actinopteri; Esociformes; Esocidae. Gene Ontology annotation, molecular function: glycerol-3-phosphate O-acyltransferase activity. Bases 615 to 1994 code for a protein of 459 amino acids.
UGCGCACCAUCAUUUUUCACGUUGCAUCCACACCGCUCACCGACUGCCCGUAAGCCACCCAUCGGGUGGAGAUCCUUUAGUAGGCGACACAAAGACGGCUGGCUGGCAUCAUUGCUUAUCGUACAACCUUUGGUAUCAGUAAUUUAUGUUCAACUGAGCAGGCUGGUUGCUUUUGAAUUCAAUCAACGUACAAUAUUCCGAAGCCCUUUCAAGGUUCAGAAGACAACUCAGUUUAUUCUGUUGAUGACACAACCUUAACGUGGAUUAUUAUGGAUUUAUUUUGUGUGGACUAUUUACACUAUUUUGAUAGCUGACCAACGGCCCACAACAUAUUUGAAUGAUAGACAACUAAAGAAAACAGCUGGAAGGAAACACUGGAAGGCCCAGUUGCAACAACGUAUUUAUAAAGCUGUGAGAGGUUGCAGCAAGAUGCUAAUCUCUACAGACAUGGACUCACUGCCCAGUGUAAGGAGGACGCCUUAAUGAAGGCCCUGUUCUUGCUAGGGACUGAGGCCCUGAAAGGCUAACAAGUGAGGCAGUGUCCUCUACUACUGUUGGCUAGCCUUUAUAUUCUGUUUAUUUGGAUCUUCCCGUUACCCCCCAAAAGCCUCAAGAUGGUCCUGUUUUUAGACUUUAACCCUUUUGAUAACCUGUUGUGCAUUCUUUUGGGCAUCUCCUUCACUGUGUGGUUCACCCUGCUGCUGGUCUUCAUCAUUGUGCCCGCCAUAUUUGGCGUGUCCUUUGGUAUUCGGCAGCUGUACAUGAAAACUCUACUGAAAAUUUUUGAGUGGGCCACACGUAGGAUAGAAAGAGGAGCCAAAGACAAGAACCAUCCCUUGCAUAAGCCCUACUCCAAUGCCAUCAUUGCCAAGGAGCCCACCUCCCUGGAGGAGGAGAUCAAGGAGAUCCGGCGUAGCGGCAGUAACCGGGACCUGGACUCUGCCUCCGAGUUUGAAAUGUCUGACAUCUUCUACUUCUGCCGGCGAGGAGUGGAGAGCAUCAUGGAUGACGAGGUGACCAAGAGGUUUUCUGCCGAGGAGCUUGAGUCAUGGAACCUGCUGACCCGUAGCAACUACAACUUUCAGCACAUCAGCCUGAGAUUGACGGUCCUGUGGGGGCUUGGGGUGGUGAUCCGCUAUGGCUUCCUGCUGCCUCUCAGGGUAACUCUUGCCUUUACCGGGGUGGGCCUUCUAGUGGUCCUCACCUCCAUCAUCGGGUUUCUUCCAAAUGGGAGGACGAAGAAUUUCCUUAGCGAAAAGGUGCAUUUGAUGUGUUACCGGAUCUGUGUCAGAGCUCUCACUGCCAUCAUCACUUACCACGACAGUGAGAACAAGCCCAAGAAUGGUGGAAUCUGUGUGGCCAACCAUACCUCACCUAUUGAUGUCAUUAUCCUAGCCAGCGAUGGCUGCUAUGCAAUGGUUGGGCAGAUCCAUGGUGGUUUGAUGGGUGUUAUCCAGAAGUCUAUGGUGAAAGCCUGUCCACACAUUUGGUUUGAACGCUCUGAAGUCAAAGACCGACAUCUGGUGGCCAAAAGAUUGAGUGAUCAUGUAGAAGAUAAAACUAAACUACCUAUUCUAAUUUUCCCUGAAGGCACUUGUAUUAACAACACUUCAGUAAUGAUGUUUAAAAAGGGCAGCUUUGAGAUUGGCUCCACAGUCUACCCUGUGGCCAUCAAGUAUGACCCUCGCUUUGGAGAUGCCUUCUGGAACAGCAGCCAGUUUGGGAUGGUCAGCUACCUGCUGAGGAUGAUGAGUAGUUGGGCCAUUGUGUGCAGUGUGUGGUACCUUCCCCCCAUGAGCAGAGAGGAAGGGGAGGAUGCAGUCCAGUUUGCCAAUCGGGUCAAGGCAGCUAUUGCAAGACAAGGAGGGCUGGUGGACCUGCUUUGGGAUGGAGGUUUAAAGCGAGGAAAGGUAAAAGAUACCUUCAAAGAGGAGCAACAAAAGUUAUACAGCAAAAUGCUAGUUGGCACCCAAGAGGACCGCAGUCGUUCUUGAAGUUAAAUGCAGGGAAGUUGUGAUAAUCAGAGACCCACUUGGGGACCACAGAAUGGACAUUCUUCUGCACCCUAAUGGCCAUUUUGACCAGGAAUACUCCAACCCUCGUGUCAGGAAUAUAUCACUUGGCUUCCUCAGUCACUGCCUCAGCUUGGCAUAUCAAGUUCUCGUUGUUACAGCUCAUUCUGGGCCUUUUCUCUUCCUUGUGUUUAUAAUGAUUUGACAAUGGACUGGCCUCUUCAGUAACCAUGUGUUAUAACUAAGAUAAUAUGUUGUCUUCCAUGAUGAUGGCAAAAUUGUCUUUUGAGUAACUUAUGGAUUUAUGUCCUUCAUUGUAGUUUGUUAUUUUUAUUUAAAUGUUUGUUUUGUUUUCUUAUUAUUAAUAUUAUUAUUGUAGUAUUAUAAGAACAAACAGAGGAUGUAGCAGUGCUAUCAGAGAGGUACUGUAGAGUUUGUUCUGAAUGUGGCUUAUUCUCAACAUGUUUCUAAUACUUUUUAAGUGUUUGUUUUUAUGAUGGAAAAAGCCUUAUUUUAGGCAUUGUAUUGACAUGUGUAAAAUAUACAGCAGGAGUUGAGUUUUGGAUUUUUUUGUUUCUGUUCAUUUCUCCAUGGAAUGUGAAAGCUUGUUAAAAAUUUGACAUGGACAAUAUACGUUCACAGUGACUGACA